AUGGCGUUUUCCAUGGCCAAGAUCUCAGCGUCCUUCGCCAUGCUCACGGCUCUGGCCUUCCUCGUUCAUCCCUGCGCAUCCGCCGAGUUCCACCGCAAGCUCUCCAGCUGGUCCGACGGCGGCGCCACCUGGUACGGUGGCCCGACCGGCGCUGGGACCGACGGUGGCGCGUGCGGGUACCAGGACGCCGUCGACCUGCCGCCCUUCUCCUCCAUGAUCGCGGCGGGGAGCCCGUCCAUCUACGAGGGAGGGAAAGGCUGCGGAUCUUGUUACGAGGUGAAAUGCUCGGGUCACGAGUCGUGCUCCUCCAGCCCGGUGACCGUCGUCCUCACCGACCUGUGCCCCGGCGGGCCGUGCCUUGAAGAGUCUGUCCACUUCGACCUCAGCGGGACGGCGUUCGGCGGCAUGGCGAUGCCCGGCCAGGCCGACAAGCUCCGAUCCGCCGGUCGCCUCCAAAUUCAGUACACUCGAGUCCCAUGCAAGUGGCAGGGGGUGGACAUAGCCUUCAAGGUGGACACCGGCUCCAACGACUACUACCUGGCCAUGCUCGUCGAGUACGAGUCCGGCGACGGCGACCUGUCGUCCGUCGAGCUCAUGCAGGGCGGCGGCGGCGGCGGCGGGUGGUCUAAGAUGGAUCAGUCGUGGGGCGCCGUGUGGAGGUACAACUCCGGGCCCAAGCUGCAGCCGCCCUUCUCCGUCCGCCUCACCUCCAGCUCCGGCAAGAUCCUCGUCGCCAGCAACGUCAUCCCGGCAGGCUGGAAGCCCGGCGGCAUGUACCGCUCCGUCGUGAACUACUGA
This is a messenger RNA of Lolium rigidum, 798 nucleotides long. Its product is annotated as putative expansin-B14. The coding region runs from base 1 to 798 and encodes 265 amino acids. Lineage: Eukaryota; Viridiplantae; Streptophyta; Magnoliopsida; Poales; Poaceae. The transcript has 4 exons. Gene Ontology annotation, biological process: sexual reproduction. Gene Ontology annotation, cellular component: extracellular region. The record is from RefSeq and is a predicted model, not a curated record.